AGUACGUGUCUUUCUCACAAUUCACAGGCUGUUGCACAUUUGUUCUUUUCAAGACCCAAAUUCAGCAAUUGUUUACUUCUCGACGAAUUCUACACCUGGCACACACGAGCUUCCUUGUCGAGUUUAAAUUUGUCAAUCAAAACUCUUUCUUAUCAUGGUCUGUGUAUGAUGUGCAGGGGAACAGUACAGAGGAUCGUUCGUCACCGAGGGAGAGAGAAGUAGGUAACCAUGGACACCGGCGGUCAUCGUCGUCGGGGUCAGCAACGAAACAGAAGCCACAGGCACGAUGAACUCGAUCGGGAAAGUGCUCAGGAUUAUGAACAAGGGAAUAGACAGUUGAAUGGACGAGGGCGUGGACGAGGACGUGGCCGGGGGCGUGGUCGAGGAAACACCCAAAAGCUUGGCCAAGAACGUCACGAACAGAGGGGACAAGGGCUUGGAGCAUAUGAUGAUGAACAGGGGCGUGCGAACGGGCGUGGUGAGAUGCUUGAAGAAGGACGUGGACGUGGUCGACAACGAGAAAGGCGAGGACAACGAAAUCAGGAGCAUGGACAUGGAAGAUUCCAGGAGCGUGGACAAGGCCAUUAUCAAGAGCAACAUGACCAAGAGCGCAACGGAAGAUGGAACCAUGCCCGCAGUCAAGGAAACGCUGAUAACAGAACAGGUCGACGCGACAGCAGGCAGAUCAAGCAUUCUGCGAAGCAACCGGGCUACAAAAAACUCGAAUCAUUAAUGUCACAAGAGAAAAGCCCUGCCGAUGUGGUGCAUGAGUUGAGCUCUUUUAGCGAAGGGCUGGAGAAUUUGCUGAUUGAACGCAACAUCCGACGAGACAUGAUAGCUCUUCUCAUACGAGUCCUGGCCAAAACCUGUCACUGCACCAGCCCUGCUUAUUCUUUGAGUAGAGUUUUGAAUGUAGUCGUUGGCAGUGGCUUUCUCAUUCAUCUGGGGCGGCACAUAAAUGAUAUGAUGAGAGAGGAGGACCACGAAUACCUGAAGGAGACCUCAGAUGAGAUCUCUUGCAUUCUAAAGCUCAUGAAAAGUGUAAUACAGACUAUCAGUAGCAGCAAGAAGGAUGUUGGACUUGUUCUUAUGGCUGUUCAUUAUGUUUCUAGUCCAGUGGGUUUAGAGACCAAGGGAUACCCUGUUACAGAGGAGGUCAGGAUCUCACUGGGACAGCUCCUGUCAUGUUGCAAUGAGCCAAAAGAGAACAAGGCCAAGAGGAUCCCCCAGGUGAAGGGCCACGGAAAUUCUGAGGGGCCUCCACCAAAUGACUACAGAUACACACCCAUCUUUCCAGAGGUUGAGGAAAUAACCACCCACAUGGAACCAUAUUUGAGAUCCAAUGUGGUUCAGGGAGAAUACCAGGACCUUGACCAUUACUUAGAUGUUCACUUUCGCCUUCUGAGACAGGACUUCCUGGAACCUUUGAAUAAAGGAAUUACGCUGUACCUUGAAACUUUACAGGAGGAAGAAUCAAAGAAGGGUCAGAAAGAAAGCAACGACAAAGAGAAGAAAAAAGAUAAGCCCAAAAUGACUGAUAUCUACAUUUAUCACGACGUAAGGGUUCUGUUUCCCAUCUGCUCAAACGAUGGAAUGACUCACCGUCUCAGCUUUGACAUCUCUAAGCUAAAGAAGGUGAGAUGGCAAGCCACCAAAAGACUUAUAUUCGGAUCACUAGUUUGCUUGUCUAAAGAUAACUUCAGAUCAGUCUUCUUUGCAACUGUUGCGAACCGGCAACCGCAAGACCUGAAGAAUGGAUUAGUUGACGUGCGGUUUCAAGGCAUGGAUCUCGUUUCAGAGAUAGAUUCCUCGGAUUCUUUUGUUAUGGCCGAGUCUUCUGCCUACUUUGAAGCCUAUUGCCAUGUCUUAAAGGGCCUCCAGGAGACAACAGAAACCACUUUACCGCUGCAGCGCUACAUCGUCGAAGUCUCAAAAGAAGUCUUACCCCCAUCGUACCUCAAGGACGACAGAGAUGCGACGUACAAUUUGUCGUAUUGGGCUAAUCCUGAUACUGAUCAUGAUGAUUAUGGUACUGGUGAGUAUCCCAGGAAAGGUCAAAGCAGCCAUGUCAAAGAGGUAAAGAUUUUGAAACGGACUUCUUGGCCAGAAGCCAAAACUCUGCACUUGGACAAGUCUCAGCUAAGAGCCGUUCAAGCAGCCUUGACCCAAGAGGUAGCCAUCAUACAGGGACCGCCUGGGACCGGCAAAACCUACAUAGGUCUCAAGAUCGUUCAGGCUCUCCUACACAACAGUGCAGUGUGGAACGGAGGUGGAGAAUCUAACCCCAUCCUUGUGGUCUGUUACACCAACCAUGCCCUUGAUCAGUUCCUUGAGGGGAUCAUGGAGUUUAAUCAGAAUAUUGUCCGUGUUGGAGGUAGGAGUAAGAGUGAAGAUAUGAAGACUAAAAAUCUGAACCUCUUGAGAAACGAAUAUAGGCGUGGUAAGAAAGUUCAAAGAGCAGUUCACCUUCGCAUUAACAACAUCUUUACGGAAAUGCAGUCCUCGCGCCGAGUGAUGGAGUUGUCGCAGAAGAAAAUAGAAAAGACUUUCACAGGUAUCAUCAGUGAAGAUUAUCUGCAGCCUUUCAUGAGCAAGAGACAAUACACAAGUCUUACGGCUUAUUCUAAGGGGUCAGACUUUAGAGGACCUACAUCUUGUAUACUAGAUUGGUUAGGUCUGUCAACCACGGGACAGAGCAUUGGGAUCAGUUUUCAGAAUGAUGUUGGAGACAGCGAAGACGAAGAACAAGACGAUGACGAUGAUGUCGAGGUGGACGAAGAAGCAGCACUGAUAUCUGAGCAACGCAUCCUGGACGACGAAGAAGAAGAAGAUAUGAUCUCUUCUGAUGGAGAAGGCUCGGAGAAGAGUCACAUAGUCUUAGACGUAGAACACCCUGGCUUAGAUAUUUCUGUUGGUGAAGGCUGGCAGGUUCAAGCAGGAAGCAAAAAGAAGAUGAAGACCAAGCUUCUUCGUAAGCUGAGAAAAACUGACAGGAUGUCCGAAAAGGAAGCAGAUAGGAUUGAAGAUGUGUGGACGAUAGGGAACAUCGACAGCCGUUGGCAACUAUAUCGUUACUGGGCCAGUGAGUACUGUAACGAUGAGCACCGGAGAAUGGAGGCUGUGCUUCACGAGUUCGACGAUCUGACACAGGAACUGAAGGAAGUUCGUGUAGAGGAAGACUUGUCUAUUCUCCGUCAUGCCAGUGUGAUAGGUAUGACAACAACUGGUGCUGCAAAACAUCGGAAUGUAUUGCAACGAUUGGGCCCCAAAAUCGUAAUUGUAGAGGAAGCAGCAGAGGUUCUAGAAUCUCACAUCAUUACCACUUUGAGCGCCGAAUGCCAGCAUCUCAUCCUAAUUGGCGAUCAUCAACAACUCAGGCCAAAACCCACUGUCUAUCGUCUUGAAAAAGACUUCAACUUUGGCAUCUCUCUCUUCGAGCGGUUGAUAAAGAAUGAUUUGCCGUUCCAGACCUUGGUACAACAGCAUCGAAUGCGUCCUGAGAUCUCAACAAUCAUGAAGAGUCGCUUCUUUUAUCCAGACCUGAAGGAUCACACCAGUGUGAGGAAUUAUCCUCACGUUACAGGAAUCCGUUCAGACGUCUUCUUCUUGAACCAUGAUUUCCCAGAGAAUGCUGUUGAUGACUCCACGAGCAAGUCCAAUCUCCACGAAGCAGAGGUCUUGGUUGGUUUGUGCAAAUACCUGUUACAGCAAGGACAAUAUCAGGCGUCUCAGAUCACUAUUCUAACUGCCUAUGUCGGUCAGCUUUUCAACUUCAAAGAGCUCAUGAAGAAGUCAGUCUUUUUCAAAGACGUUCGUGUCUGUUCGGUUGACAACUACCAAGGAGAGGAAAAUGACAUUAUAUUGCUCUCCUUAGUUCGUAGCAAUUCUAAAGGGAAGAUUGGAUUCUUGAAGGAACCUAAUCGAGCGUGUGUAGCUUUAUCCAGGGCACGGCACGGCUUCUAUUGCGUCGGAAAUUUUAAUUGUCUAAAAUCCAAAAGUCCCCUAUGGAAAGAAAUUGUGGACCAGAUGGAGAGAAACGGGCUGUAUGGAGAGGAAUUACAGCUGGUUUGUCAUAACCACCCCAAAACAGUUACACUAGUCAGUAACAAAAGUGAUUUCCUCAAGUGUCCCGAUGGUGGGUGUAGCAAAGCUUGCGAGUAUCGCCUCAAAUGCGGCCAUAGUUGUACUUUAAGGUGUCACCCUGAUGAUCCAGAGCACAAGGUGUUCAAAUGUCUCAAAGCUUGCGAUAAGGUUUUAAAAUGUGGUCAUCUGUGCAGUCUACUGUGCUUCAAACCUUGCGGUAAAUGCACCAGGAGGGUCUAUAAGACAUUGCCUUGUGGGCAUCGUAAUCAACUUUUUUGCUACCAAAAGCCUGAAUCAGCAGUUUGUCAGAUGCCUUGUGCGAAACAGUUGACUUGUGGACACCAGUGCAGGCGAAAAUGUGGCGAGGAUCCGUGUACAGAAGUCUGUCACGAGAGAAUCUUGAGUAGUGACUGGCCUUGUGGGCAUGCUGUGCAGGUGAAGUGCAGCGACGGUCCAGAGAAAUGUACUAAGGAGUGUAGAGUGGUUCUGGAAUGUUCUCAUCCUUGUCAAGGUUCGUGUGGGGCUUGUAAGAGAGGCCGACUACACGUGCAGUGCAAACAGAAAUGCGACCGUACGCUAGUUUGUGGUCAUCAGUGCACUGCGUUGUGUACAAGGGAAUGUCCUCCCUGCGCUCAGGAGUGUCAGAAUCGAUGCGUGCACAGCAAGUGUCCUAACCGAUGUGGAGAUCCGUGUACACCCUGUCAGGAGCCAUGCCUGUGGCGCUGUCCACAUUACAGGUGCAGAAAGACAUGCAGUGAGGCAUGUGACCGGCCGCCGUGUGACAGACCUUGUCCUGCUAGGCUUAGGUGUGGUCAUCCAUGUAUCGGUUUGUGUGGAGAGCCAUGUCCUGACAAAUGCCGCGUGUGUCACAGAGAUGAGGUGACAGAGAUAUUUUUUGGAUCUGAAGACGAGAAAGAUGCUCGAUUUGUUCAGCUGGAGGACUGUGGUCACAUGUUUGAGGUCGACGGUCUUGACCAGUGGAUGCAAGUUACAAACGAAGGUCAGAAGUCCAUUCAGUUGAAGGUAUGUCCAAGAUGUAAGACACCCAUCCGACGGAAUCUCCGCUACGGGAACAUAAUCAAGGAAGCUCUCGGGGACAUUGAAAAAGUCAAGGCGCGUAUCUUUGGAGAAAAAACACAAAUCGAAGACAAAAAAGAGCAAAUAACUCGAAAGCUUUCCUUGCUCAAAGAUGUAGAUUCUGUCAAAAAACACAUACAGUCUCCGCGAGUUAGCUUGGCAGACCUACUUAUGCUAGAGAACAAAGUGAAUCUGUUAGUAGCUAUCAGAAAGGCUAAGAAGAGAGUGGAUGGAAGUGACAUCCCUGAAUUCCAGAAACAGAUGCGACAAGUUAGAAGAGAUCUCUCGAAGCUAAAGCAGUGGUUGUUGAUGCCUCGAGAGUAUUUAAGCCACCAAGAACUUGACGACGGCAGUUCGGAAUUACAGCGUCUCGAUAUGUGCUCAGAGCUGUAUCACAUCAAAAGCAAGGUUCGAAGUAAGACAGACUUGAAGGAAGUGGAAGACUUGGUUCUUAGCGGAAAACCGCUCAGAGGAAAGGCGGUGGAGAGAGCGAAGAUGCUGCUGAAACGACUCAAACGUCAGAGUGGAGGAACGACUCUUGGGAUAUCAGAGACUGAAAGGGUGAUGAUUGUAAAAGCUGUUGGGCUAACGCAGGGACACUGGUUUAAAUGCCCGAAUGGCCAUUGCUACGUCAUUGGAGAGUGUGGGGGCGCUACUGAAGAGGGUACAUGUCCUGAGUGCAAAGCGAAGAUAGGGGGCGGGAGUCACCGCCUCCGGGGUGAUAAUAAACUGGCAAGUGAGAUGGACGGGGCUCGAGUUGCAGCAUGGUCGGAUGUCGCUAACAUGGCCAACUUCGACCUGAGAGAACUGCAAGACUAAUGGAAAAGUAACGUUCUGACAGUUUUGAAGAGCUGCCGCCCAACAGGACGAUCCCCUGCCUGAGUGGUUGAUCAGGGUCCUUUCCAAAAUCUGGAGAACCUUGGCAUUUUGUAAUAUGUAAUUACAGCUUUCUCUUUUUGAGAAAUGUGUUUAACUUGUCUGUUUUUAUUUGACUUCGUUGGAUUCUUGUUAUAUGCGCAUAUGUAUGAAGGUCAAAUUUAAUAUGUAUUUAGUCCUACUGUUGAGUUGUGACAAUAAGGAAAUUAAUUUACUUCACAAUCUUGAUUAUGAAUUUAAGCAGUUAAAAUAAAUCAAAUAUGAGAGUAAACUAAUUUUGUUCAGUGGAGAAUGCAGACUUGUUACUAACAGUGCUUUAGAGAAUCAAUCUAUGCAAAGCACCUAAAGUUGGUUAUCCAGUAAAAUGAUUGUUACAAAGCCAGUUUAUAAUAUGAUUCAAUUUAUAUUUUGUACCCAGUUUUUGAGCUGAAAAACAAAAAUAUGUGAUUCCGUACAAAAACAAUUUGAGAAGACAGCAAAAAGCAAACCAAACUAACUCUCUUUACCCACUCGAAACUGCUCACUAUGUUUGACACUAUGUCUGCACCUUGGUUCCUGCUCAUAUAUGUUUGUCUGAUGUUUACCACGUUGAUUCUAUUGCAAAAUACAAAAUGGCGUCUUUUCAUACAUGUCAUUAAUAUAUAACGCCCCAGCCGUUUAGGCAUAUUUUGCAGGUCUGCGUUUUGGUCAUGUUUAUUCAAUUAAUUUUUUUUUCUUAUUGAAUUUGUAGCACGUUAUAAACUCAUUUAUGCAUCAGUCAAAUCUGUGUUACUUACAAUAGACUAUACAUGUACUAGAGGUUAUUACUAUCUACUGUAUGACAGUUUUAUCUUUCUAACAAUUGACAUUGUGUAUUAACGAUGACGUACUUAUCCAUUUAAGACUCCAUCCGGAGUGGUAGCGACUUUGAUUCGCAAAGGUAGGUAAGAUUAGAAUCCAUAUUUCAUAAUGAUGAAGAAGACCUUGAUUAAGAAAGGGAGCAGUGAGAUAACAGAAAUUCGUGUGCACGAUGCACGUGCUGAUUUACUGAACCAGUGUUUCUGGUCUCACGGUUAGUUUUUCUAGAAAUUUUUGGUCUGUUAUUUCCCUGUUAUAAUGGUUUAAAGCAGGAAAAUAGACACAACACGUUCUUAGAACAAAUCCUAUGAAUUCGAUAUUCUAUGUAGUAAUUAAUUUUGUCGAUAAUUCUACCAAAAAUUACGUCUUGAUUUUGCAUUAGUGUCAAAUGCGGAGAAUGCGAAGCAAGCAAAUUGAAUUCCAGAGUGAAACUUUAAAGAAAACUUUGUGUAUGCGUGCUUAUCCAUGAAAAGUAACUGUUGUAUUGACUUGGCUUCUUUAUUUCUGCAGAUACUAGAUUUUAAAUUUAAAAAUAAUUAUUAGGACCACACGUGCGUUUUAUGUAUCAUGCAUAAUUUGGUCGCCAGAUUAACAAAAUCAAAUGUUCUUCUCUUGUAAUGGUCACCAGAACGAGUUGAUUCCUCAGCUCUCAUCACAAUGUAAGACGAGGGAAAGAGCUAUUAUCUUAAAUCAUGCAGCCGUUAAGAGAUUGAUCAAACUUUAUAUGGUGAUUACCACAAUGUAUCAAUUUUCAGAAAUCGAAUUUGAACUUUUCUGAUACACAUAGACUUAUAUACCAUCAUUGUUAGUGAUUGCACUGUGUGUUUGGUACACUUUCACUUAUGUCGGUGGCUGAAGUAAGUUCAGCUAUCACAUAUUAUGUUUGUUGGGAUUUAUAAAGGCUUCAUUUUCCUAAGAAGUGGAUACAGGAAACACUAGGCCUACAUUUACAAAUGUAUUAGUUCGCAUAAUUUUAAUUAGUAUUAAAAACUCAUCUAUAGAAUAUUAAAAAUAUUAUCUUUUAGUAUUCAUAUCUUAACAUUUUAUAAACAUUUAUGUAAAAUGAUUGAUUUUUUUAUUUAGACCAAAGUAUUAUUGUUCAUUCAAUAUACCCCGGAGGAAGACGACUUUUCCUAGUCCUCCCUGAUACCAGACCAUAUAAGUGGACAUCACGCUCGCUCCCUGCAUUCGCCAGAAGAAAUUCACAUUUUUCAACUGACUUUUAAAAGAAUUGUGAGGGAAAAGACAGUAUAGGAGAAAUAUGACUGCAAAUUCUUUGAUAUUCUGAAAUGUGAUUUGUUGGAAAUCACGAAAACAGUGAAUGGAAAAUAUAUCUGCUAGAUGUAAACUUGAGCGGCUUUUUGUAGUCUUAAAAUUCAUUUUGAAGGGAGAUCUAUUAAACCGCAUAUUUUAGUCAAUUGAGCAGUCGAAUAAAUUUUAGCUGUCAGUGAAGAA
Acanthaster planci (crown-of-thorns starfish) is the source of this 8328-nucleotide messenger RNA. Its product is annotated as NFX1-type zinc finger-containing protein 1-like. Gene Ontology annotation, cellular component: nuclear RNA-directed RNA polymerase complex; nucleus. Gene Ontology annotation, biological process: regulatory ncRNA-mediated heterochromatin formation. NCBI's taxonomy places the organism in Eukaryota, Metazoa, Echinodermata, Asteroidea, Valvatida, Acanthasteridae. The record is from RefSeq and is a predicted model, not a curated record. Gene Ontology annotation, molecular function: zinc ion binding; helicase activity.